Molecule: messenger RNA, 1546 nt
Organism: Vanrija pseudolonga
Lineage: Eukaryota; Fungi; Basidiomycota; Tremellomycetes; Trichosporonales; Trichosporonaceae
Exons: 4
Coding region: 422-1447 (341 amino acids)
Source: RefSeq, a predicted model, not a curated record
CUCCUCUACACACUUGACGAUAUCUCGACACUACGGCUACAUCUCACGCGCGCGCCGCAUCUUCGUGCUCCAGCGCUCCUACUCAUUGCCGUCGGAUCAAAGCACCCUCGACACACACGACACGACGGGUUCUCGUGACCCGUGACCCCCCCACCCGACUUGCCGACAUCUCAUACAAGAGACGAUACCUUGUCGAUCCCCCGCACCCCUUUUGCCCCUUCCCAUCGCAUCGCGCGCGCUGCUCACCGCCCGUCGCUCGCGCACACAACACCACGACGCGCAACAGCACCUCCCAAUUCUUCUUCUUCAACUUGGACGACACCGCGUCUACAGACGGUGGCUGGUCGCGCGUUAACGGGAACGACGACACUGCGUUGCACGUGCUAGUGGACCUGCCCGAACAGCCUCAACAGCCGUGCCCAUGCCGUUCACAUCAACAGACCGCGGGAGCGGUCGAGUCGACGUCCAGUAUGUCCCCGGCAAGGAAUCGUACCCAUCCAUCACCGAAUCGGUCGAGCUGUUGGGCGACCUGUCCGUCUUUUGCGAUCCAGACGCCUCUCGCACAAUCAUCUCAAUCUUCGUCGGUCGUCGCCUCGGAGCAGGAGGAAUGACCAAGCGACAGGUGGCCGAACAAGUCGACUACCUCCGACGACUAGCUCCGCAACACGGGUCUACCAUCAAGCAGAUUCGGAAAUCGUACGGGCUACUCCCUGCCCAGCUCGACGCGCCAGGAACAGGCGGCCCCUACACGAGCGACUCACCAAACUCGUCGUCGGCGACCCUGCCACCCGGAAUGCAGUCAAUAUCGCGCGCACGCAAUCUGUUCCGGCGCGCAUCGUCGGGGGAGAACACGCCGCAGGUUCAGUCGGCGGCACCGACGCCAGCGACUGGCCGCAGUCCAGGUACCAUGUCGAGUGGCAGAAUGUCGACCGCGCUUCCUGUCCCUGUGCUCGACACUAUCCACGACCCACCAGCCGUGGAAGUUACACCGGCAGCCGACCCACGGGUGUACGCCCACCACGACCCGGCAUCUACCACGUCCGCUGCUGCAGUGGAGGCCCGCGCGGCCCGUGAAGCGCGGAGACAGGCGAGGCACUCGACUGGGCAGCCAGACGCCGACGCGCCACGAGAGCGGCGCGCGCCGCCACCGUACGGGCCCGAGGACCUCAUCUCGCGGCUGCACGCCAAGCUCGAGGAGAUGGAGGAGCAGAUGCGCGAGCUUAACGUCGAGAAUGCCACGCUGCAGGCGCGCCUCGACAGCUCGACCAUGCAGACCGAGACGAUGCGCCUCGAGCUCGAGAAGCGGGUGGCCGAGGCCGAGGCGCGAGCCGAGAAGGCCGAGCUCGAGCGCCGACUCGCCGUCGCUGAGGCAAAGGUCGCGAUGCAUGACCUCGAGAAGCGGUUGUCUACGGGCCGAACCCCGACACCGCCGCCGAGCGACAAGUAGAGGGCAUAGGAUUGAGAGGGUGAUUGGGUGUUUAAUAAUUUUCGACGUGGCAUGGGCCAUGGCGCUUUACACGUUGUAUGCAUGUAUUGGGGCUGAAUG